AGUUUUUAUUGGUCUAUGCGUUAGACAUUGUAAAAUGGCUGGCGCCGAUGGCGGAGAAGUCGAUAUGUAGUCUGUAGUGUUUACGUUAAGUGAAUUACCUUUACUUUUUACUAACAUUAUACUAUAAUUAUAUUAUACAGUGUUGUGUGGCUAUUAUAAACAGUUCGGAAACAAUAUUCGUGUGUAACUUUAAACAAGAUGCGUAAUCAUCAUCGUCGACGAUAUAUGAAAAUAAUGACAACACUUUAGAACACGCAACAGCCGUGUGAGACAACAAUAAACGAUAUUCGUUAUGGGGAAUUGUUGUUGUUGCGGCAGUCGGGCCUCUUUACCGGCCAAACAAAAAGAGGCGGACUUCGUGAGAAUAACCCAUCCACCAUUUAUCGAAAACUUCCCUAAAGAUCAGAGUUCUGUGAGCAGCAGCCGUCCGGAGGAACGAUACCGACCGACACCAACCAAACCCAGAUCCAUAAUGGUGGCCAUGUACAAUUACGAAGCCAGAGACAGUCAAGACGUUUCGUUCAAAAAGGGCGAUCGAAUGGAAGUCAUAGACGAUUCCGAAGGCGAUUGGUUGAAAGUUAUACAUCUAACUACCAAAGAAAAAGGAUACAUUCCGGGGAAUUACGUGGCGCAGGAAAAGAGCGUCGAAAGCGAAGAUUGGUUCUUCGAGAACGUAUCUAGAAAAGAAGCAGAAAAAUUACUUCUAUGCGAAGAAAAUCCAAGGGGUACUUUUCUAGUCCGUCCCUCCGAGCACAAUCCCAAAGGAUACUCGCUGUCUGUGAAAGAUUGGGAAGAAUACAGGGGAUACCACAUUAAGCAUUACAAAAUUAAACCGUUAGAUAAUGGCGGAUUUUACAUAUCCACCAAUAAGACAUUCGACAAACUGUCAGAUUUAGUAAAUGCGUAUACCAAAAAUGCUUACGGUUUAUGCCAUGUACUAUCGAAACCUUGUAAACGCCCCCAACCAACGAUGUGGGAUCUCGGUCCUACGUACAGGGACAAAUGGGAAAUAUCCAGAGACGAAGUGAUAUUGAUACGUCGUCUCGGACGGGGUAAUUUCGGCGAAGUCUACUACGGAAAAUGGAAAAACAACAUCGAAGUGGCUGUGAAAACUUUAAGGGAAGGUACCAUGUCGACUGCUGCUUUCUUAGAAGAAGCGGCCAUCAUGAAGAAAUUCCGACACAAGAGGUUGGUAGCUUUAUACGGGGUGUGCAGCGAACAAGAACCCAUCUACAUCGUCCAGGAAUAUAUGAGUAAGGGUAGUUUAUUGGAUUUCUUACGUAAAGACGAGGGUAGACAUCUCCAAUUCGAAGAUUUGGUUUAUAUCGCUUUCCAAGUUGCUUCCGGCAUGGAAUAUUUGGAAUCCAAACAGUUGAUUCACAGGGACCUAGCCGCAAGGAACGUCCUAAUAGGCGAGAACAACGUCGCUAAAAUAUGCGAUUUCGGAUUAGCCAGGGUAAUAGAAGACAAUGAAUACUGUCCAAAACAAGGUUCCCGUUUCCCAGUAAAAUGGACGGCGCCCGAAGCUAUAAUAUACGGUAAAUUUUCCAUAAAAUCAGAUGUGUGGUCGUACGGUAUACUAUUAAUGGAACUAUUCACCCUCGGACAAGUACCCUACCCCGCUAUGCACGGUAGAGAAGUCAUAGAUCUAGUUGAGAAAGGUUACAGGAUGCCGAAACCGACAACCCACGAAGUACCCGACGAAAUCUAUCAAAUAAUGUUGAACUGUUGGGACGCCAAUCCGGAAAAGAGACCGACUUUCGAAUUCCUGACGCACUAUUUCGAAGGAUUCAAUGUUACGUCCGAAGUUCCUUACAGGGAAGUACCGGAUUAAAAUCCCAUACGACGAACCGACUUCUUCGACCAAUAAAUUUUGUCUUAACAGUUAUGAAUCUCUCAUAAAGGCUCUUAUACACGUGACAAUCAUUUUAAACGGUUUAACAAAUUCUGUUAAGAUGACGGUUACCUCAAGCUGAUACACAUCCUUUUUUUAUCUGUCACCAACUAAGCUAGAUCUCAUUUAGUUUUAUAAAUGUCUGAUUUGUUUCCUAUCAAAUCCUUCCCGGAUGGUAACGUUCAAAUAAUCGAUUUGUUUCCGGAAAGUUAAAACAAACAAUAAAUCUGGUUUAAGGCUCUUUGUAAACGCCCUUAAUAAUUCGAAUUAUUUUGAAAAAAUAUGCGUUUUUGUAUCAAACUUUUCCAUUUAAACCGAUGAAUUGCUCAAAUUGUUGGACGGUUACCUUUCUAACAGGACUCGGAGAACCUUUUAAUCAAAUUUUCUAUCAAUAAUCAAUAAAAAUUGUCUGAGGCGAUUCAAAACGAUUCUGAAACUACUCGAGUUAUGAUUUGGGGUAGAUCUGGAUCAUUUAUGGUGUUUAAUUAAAUUACAAAUAAACCGGAACCUUCUCUUUCGUCCCUGAUUUAAAAGCUCUCAUCAUCUUCUACUUGAAUUGUUAAAUGGUUGGAUGGUUACUUUCAAAAAGACAUUCACAUGUCUAUGGUGAUACAAAAUGAUUCCCAAACAAUUUAAUUGUAAUUUGGGGUAUUUCUAGAUUAUUUAGGGUGUUUAUUCAAUUGUACAUAAAAUGUAACCUCUUAUUUCCUAAACUGCUUGGUUACUAAUUUGGGACAUCUAGUUUCUUAAAUUCAAUUGUGUAUGAGCCAGAACCUUUUAUUCAACCCCUAAAUUGAAACUCUCAUUUAUUAUCUUCAAAAAUUCAUUUUUCAAUUUAAAUCCUUCAAUGAUUAAAUAAUUGCCUUCUAAAAGGUAUCUGAUAUGGUUAAAAACGUUCUUCAAAUAGCUGAGGCUCUAAUUUGGGACAAAUCUGGACAAUAUAGGACAUUGAAUCAAAAAGAAUUGGAUUACUGCUUUCGAAAGGGCAUAUGUCAUGGUUGCAAACGUUCUUCAAAAAGCUCAGUUUUCAAUUUUCACCUAGACAAUAUAGGACGUUGAAUCCAAAAUUGUGUCUUUUAUUCGCCCCUAAAUCGAAAUUUCUACUCAAAAACACAUUUUUGGUUCAAAAUAUUUGGACAGUUACUUUUAAAAAUGCUUUCACUCAUCUAAGGUGAUUCAGAACCCUCUUCAAUCUAUUUUAAUUCUUAAUUUGGAAUAUCUAGUUUGUAAAAUUCAAUUGUGUAUGAGCCAGAACCUUUUAUUCAGCCCCUAAAUUGAAACUGCCUUCAAAAAUGCAUUUUUCUGUAUAAAUUAAUAAUUGAAUAAUUGAUUUUGAAACGGCAUAUGAUAUGAUCCAAAACGUUUUCUAAAUAGCUCUGAUUCCCAAUUUGGGACAGAUCUAGAUAAUGUAGAGUGUUUAAUCCAUAAGAAAUCUCCAUUUUAUAUCAACUUCUAUCAUUUAUAUGAAUAAUUUUGUAUUUAAAAAUCCUUCAAUAACUGCAUAAUUGUUUUGGAAUGAGCAAAUGAUAUGGUUCAACAUGUUGUCCAAUCUGAUCUAUACAAUGCAAGAUGCUCGAUUCAGUAUUUCAACUCUAAUCUAAUGGUUGAUGGGAUACUUUUGGAAACAAUAUAUAGAAUACUUCCAUCCCGAAUCAAAAACUUUAUCAUUCAUCCUCAUAUUUUUCUAUUUAAACCAUUGAAAGGUUUCCAAUAACCACAACCUUUUAUUCAUCUCCUAAAUCAAUAUUUCCAUUAUAAAUUUCUAAAAAAUUAAAUUUGAAUCGUUUUCGAAAGUACUAUAAUGUAAAUCUGGAAAAUAAAGUGUCCGAAAUGAUUGUUUUGCAAUAUUUUUUUGAUUUAUUAAUCAAAUCAGCAAUGGUAGUAUUGAUGGAUUGAUGCUUCCAUUCUCCAAGUAUGUUGAUGGAUUUUAUUAUUGACGAAACGCCGUCCAACUUAGGAGCAGAUUUGACAGACAAUAAACGAACGUUUACUAGAGCCUUUCUAAUAAAAAAAUUAUAGUUUAUUUGUGAUAUUUUUAGAUCAUAAUUUUGACUAGUCACUCAAAUAGUGAAGCAAACAUUUUUUUAUUGUAUUUUUUUAUGAAAACUCCAAACAUCACGAACGAAAAAUAACCAGAUAAGUCCAAUUGGAUACUUAAUUUCAUUUUAUUCUAUUUUUUUAAUUUUAUAUUCGAAUUUUACGAUAAGUGUACUAAAGUUGAGUACAGUCUUAUUUCGCAAUGUAAUAUUUUUGAAAUUUAAUUAUACCGUCCGUUUUACGUAUGACAUUUGACAGAUUUAUCGUUUAUAUAGACCCUUUAGGUACUGGGAGUAUAGUGGCAUGGUUUAAAUUGAUAAUCAAUUUACAUUUUGAUUUAACAGCUUCCCAAAAAAGUUUAUUUUGAAAAAUAUUUGACUUUUGGAACGUUUAUAAGCAAAAUCAAAAUGUGUUCCAUGUAUUUUGAUGUUUCUUUUUCAUUUUAGUAAAAUUACUUCUACUAGUUCGGUUCCUGGACAUUAACACGUUGACUAAGUGUUUCUUGUUCUUUGUUUUUCUUCCAAAAAAUGUAUUUUUUUGAACAAUAUUUGAGCUUUGGAAUGUGCAAAUAUAAAAACAGAAUUUUUUCAUGUAUUUUGAUGUGUCUUUUUCAUUUUAGUAUAAUUACUUCAACUAUUUCGGUCCUUGGACAUCAACACGUUGACUGAGUGUUUCUUGCUCUCCAUUCUUCUUUCAAAAAGUAGUUUUGUAUCUAUUUUUGAAAAAUAUUUGAAUUUUAGAACGGUCAAAAGCAAAAACAAAGUUUACUUGAUAUAUUUCGAUUUUCUUUCUUCAUAUUGCUAAAAUUAAUGUUCCCGCACAUUAACAUCUUGACGGAGUGUCUGUUAUUCUUGAUUCUUUUUCAAAAAAGUAAUUUUUGUACACUAUUAACACGUUGACUGAGUGGCUGUCAAAAUAUAACCCUUUUGGUUUCAUUGACAAUACCAUUUUGUGACAAUAAUUUUGAGUUAUCAGAGAAAAAAAUGAGAAAUUUCUCCAAUUUCAUACGCCAACUAUACAAUAACCAACCAAACUUACCCGAUACAGUAUCGGGUAGCGAUACCCAAAACAAGAGGAGUAUCACCAUAGUUAGAUACUUAAAAAAAGACUGUACUUAAUGGAUCAUUUAGAAAAAAAAUAUGUUUCGACUAAAAUAUCCGAAGCAAAAAAAACUAACACACGAUUAUAGUUUAGAUUCGAUUAGAAUAUCAAGUGCAAAUCAAAAUUGUAUCACGGUUACACUUCGAUUUGCAUUCCUAAAUCUAAAGUGUCCUAUUUCCAGAAUUUAACUUUUUAUAUAAACAUUUUAUACUUCCGAUAACAUUUUUUAAAUCGAUAUAACGAGAAUUUAUUAGACGUGGUGUUCGAAAAUAAUUAUUUCCUAUUCUGUUGAUGUCUUGUGUGUAUUCUCGUGUAUUUUCCUCGGUUAUAUCAUCAAAAUGUACCAUAUCGUUGAGUAAUCAUUUACAAAAUAAUUCUCUUAUCUUAGGGGAUGUUUUUUUUUUGGGUUAAAAUACCUUUUAAAUUGAGAUUUAUAUACCGGAUGAUGGUUACCAAUUUUAUACAUCCUACUAUUCCAAAUAAAUACUCGUUUGAAUAAAUUAUGAAUUGAUUAAACAUUCAAAACCCUGUAUUUUUGUAAAUCAUCACUCAGAUUAAAUUAAAUGUCUCACAGUGUCUCCCUACCUGUCAUCUUCCUCCUCUCCUGCCUUUUUGUCUUUUUUAUACCAAUCCAAAUUCAGUUCUAGAACGUUUUAUACCCCUAUAGAUUAUUCUUGAAACAAUUUAGAGAGUUCUGUGAAACUGGCGAGCCAUCUACAAUAUUAAUAUAGGUAAAAACUAGGCUCUAGACCAUUUUAUAACCCUCAGAUUAUUCUAUAACAAUUGACAGCGAUCUACGAUGUUGACAUAGGAAAAGACGAGGUUCUAGAAUAUUUUAGACUCACCAAUUUAGAGAGAUUUACGAUGAUAGUGUAGCAAAUAACUUGGUUCUAGAACUCUUUAGAGCCCUCAAAAUUAUUCUGUAAAAAUUGAAAGCUAUCUAUGUGAGAGAAAAACAACGAAAAACUAGAGUAGAACAUCUAUGUAGUUUCUGAAAGGAAAGUACUUCAUAAAUUGUUGGGUCUCCGCCAUCUUGAAUGUCAACGGGAAUAGAAGUGACGUCAUCUGUCAAUUGUCGUGUCAGUCAUCCUUUCUAGUACUUAAAUUCCAUAAAGAGACUGUGAGACAUAAUAGUGUGUGAUAAAUCGAAUCUGUGUAUGGGACGUUAAUUUUCGCGUGCUUCAAUUUUGUCUUGGUGCAAUAGUGGUAUAUUUUCUAUACAGAUAUUUUAAAAAUUCUAGAUGAUAAAAUUAUUUUAUCUACGAUUAGUUAGAGGUGCAUGUGUGUUUGUAUUUUAGUGUUAUAAAAAAAUGAUUUUUCGUCCGUUUCGAUCGGAUAUACAGUCACGUCAAAUAUAUUCAUUUUUAUUUUCUUUAUUUUUUAAGAAAGCCAUAUGUUAAAAAAAUUUUAUAGGAACAAUAUAACUUUUGUAAAUAUAGCAAGUACUGAAUAAAAUAGCGUCUUGA
Messenger RNA from Diorhabda sublineata, 6498 nucleotides. RefSeq names its product tyrosine-protein kinase Src64B (gene Src64B). Gene Ontology annotation, cellular component: extrinsic component of cytoplasmic side of plasma membrane. The coding region runs from base 293 to 1834 and encodes 513 amino acids. Gene Ontology annotation, biological process: innate immune response; cell differentiation; cell surface receptor protein tyrosine kinase signaling pathway. Lineage: Eukaryota; Metazoa; Arthropoda; Insecta; Coleoptera; Chrysomelidae. Gene Ontology annotation, molecular function: signaling receptor binding; non-membrane spanning protein tyrosine kinase activity; ATP binding. The transcript is spliced from 7 exons. The record is from RefSeq and is a predicted model, not a curated record.